UAAUCUGUAUUGUGUAAAUGAAAAUUUUUAUGGAACGAAGGAAUAUUAGUUCAAGAUUACCAUUUGCUUAAUAACCAAAUAUUAUUUAAACAUCUGGAAAUAUCUCGCGAAACCAAUGGGAAACAUUACGUAGGCAAAUUAUUUUCGGCGCGUUGCUGUCUGAGACAGCCGCAAUGGAGACGUCAGGAGUUGAUUUCAACCUCCAUUGGGAGGAGGUUGUGAUUAAGAACUCCCCCAAACAUGAGAGUGACACAAUGUGCAACCUUGAAAAUGUACAAAGCUAUUCAGCAAUGACAUCUGAAGAGAUAAAAGCAGAUACAGAUCAAAUGGCGGCAGAGAAUCUGAUGUUUCUAUCACAAGAUGUGGUUGGUUACACAGAAGCAGUAUUGCCAGAUGAAUUGAAUGUAGAAUGUGUGACAGAAGAGGUGAUAACUGAUGAUUGGGUUCUAGCCGGUGGACAGGAGAGAGUGGAGGUGCCCAUGGAGCAAUUAGUACAUAAUGCUUUAGAUGUGAAAGUAGAAAAUGAUAUUGACGUCCCUUUACCAACUGAUCAGGAUCAGUACACGGCGAUGCGGCCGUGGCCAUGUGAUUUCUGUUCGCGUCGGUUCCGUAAGAAGGCGGCGCUGAUGAACCACAUGGUGGCGCACCAGAGCGACCGUCCGCACGCCUGCAACCUGUGCGGCGUGCGCUACGUGCGCAAGUGCGAUCUCAUGAACCACCUCAAAGUGCACGCCUUUGUACCAGAUAACCAUGAUACAAUGGAUUAUGACGAUGUUAUUAAUAACAGUCCAUUAAUAAAGCCAAAGAAAAAAAGAGGACGAAGAAAAAAAAAUCCGGAACCAGAAGAGGAUGAUAUGUGGGAGAAUAUGACGUCUGCGCGCACGCAGCAGUGGCAGCGACGCGCGCGCACGCCCGUGCGGCGCUCCCCCUCCCCGCCCUCGGAGCCAGACCCGCCCCCCGCGCCCUCGCCGCCCUCCCCGCCCUCGCCCCUGCCGCCCGCAGACCCCUCGCGCCCCUUUGUCUGCCGGCACUGCGGCGUCGGCUUCGCGAGGGAGAAGGCGCUACAGUCACAUUCUAGGAUCCACGGCGGCGACUCGCCAGUGGAGUGCGGUGAGUGCGGUGAGCUGUACUGGUCGCGCGAGGCGCUGGCCGCGCACGCCGCGCACAAGCACCCGCACGCGGCGCCGCGCGCCCGCAGGGACCCCUCCUACGAACUCUCCAACUCGGACGAGGACUACGACUACCGCAUGUCGCUGGAGGGCGAGGGCGAGGGCGAGGGCGGGGAGCGCGCGGGGUGCGGGCGCGGGCCGGAGCUGCGCUGCCAGGACUGCGGCGUCGCCUUCCAGCGCGUCGACCUGCUGCGACGACACGUCGCCGCCGCACACAACUACAAGCGUCACGACAGCACGAGCAGCGCGGGGGGUGGGGGCGGUGCGGGCGGCACGUGGGGGUGGGGCGAGCACGCGUGCGACGUGUGCGGCGAGACGUUCGCAGACCCGCUGCAGCUGCUCGCGCACGCGGAGGGCCACGCGGAGCGACACCGCCCCAGCGCCAACAGAUUAAAAAGAAUGGGUCGCGGCAAAACUAGUGCGACAGCUUCAAAUAACUCGAGGCAGUUUCCAUGUAGAGAGUGCGGCAAGGUGUUCGGUUCGCGCAGCUCGCAGCAGAUCCACGUGCGCAUCCACACGGGCGAGCGGCCCUACGCCUGCCGCUUCUGCUGGAAGGCCUUCGCCGACGGCGGCACGCUGCGCAAACACGAGCGCAUACACACCGGUGAGAAGCCGUACGGAUGUGCAGUAUGCCCACGCGCCUUCAACCAGCGCGUGGUGCUGCGGGAACACGUGCGCUCACACCACUCUGCACCCAACAGACGCACCAACGGCAACAACGUGUACACAUGUGUGGUGUGCGACCGCACGCUGCACUCUAGCGUGGAGUUGGUACAGCACCUCAUACAGCACUGCGACGCCAACACCGCGCUCAAGCGGCAACCGCAGAACGGUCCUCGGAAGUACAAACGGCGGCGGAAAUUGAAAACCGAACUGCUGUCGCCGAAACGCGAGUGGGAGGAGAACCAAUAA
Messenger RNA from Papilio polytes (common Mormon), 2081 nucleotides. Its product is annotated as zinc finger protein 358-like. Gene Ontology annotation, biological process: regulation of transcription by RNA polymerase II. The coding region runs from base 174 to 2081 and encodes 635 amino acids. Gene Ontology annotation, molecular function: DNA-binding transcription activator activity, RNA polymerase II-specific; RNA polymerase II cis-regulatory region sequence-specific DNA binding. The record is from RefSeq and is a predicted model, not a curated record. Gene Ontology annotation, cellular component: nucleus. The transcript has 17 exons. Lineage: Eukaryota; Metazoa; Arthropoda; Insecta; Lepidoptera; Papilionidae.